Messenger RNA from Drosophila willistoni, 1126 nucleotides. RefSeq names its product ribonucleoside-diphosphate reductase large subunit-like. The record is from RefSeq and is a predicted model, not a curated record. NCBI's taxonomy places the organism in Eukaryota, Metazoa, Arthropoda, Insecta, Diptera, Drosophilidae. Gene Ontology annotation, biological process: deoxyribonucleotide biosynthetic process. The transcript has a single exon. Gene Ontology annotation, cellular component: ribonucleoside-diphosphate reductase complex. Gene Ontology annotation, molecular function: ATP binding; ribonucleoside-diphosphate reductase activity, thioredoxin disulfide as acceptor. The annotation marks the transcript as partial.
UUUAAGAAACUAAAGGAAGUAACCAAAAUUGUUGCGAAAAAUUUGAAUAAAAUAAUAGAUGUCAACUAUUAUCCUUUGCCAGAAGCCAAGAAGUCAAAUUUAAAGCACCAUCCAAUUGGUAUUGGUGUUCAAGGUCUAGCUGAUGCUUUAAUUUUAAUGAGACUCCCAUACGAGAGCAAACAAGCUUGUUUGUUAAACCAACAGAUAUUUGAAACAAUUUACUUUGGAGCCUUGGAAGCUAGUUGUGAACUUGCCCAAAUGUAUGGUCCAUAUGAAACUUUUAAGGGAUCUCCAGCGAGUAGGGGUAUUUUUCAGUAUGAUAUGUGGAAUAAGAAACCAUCUGAUUUAUGGGAUUGGAACAAACUUAAGGCCGCUAUUAAGGAACACGACAUUAGAAACUCAUUGCUUGUGGCGCCAAUGCCUACUGCUUCCACUGCGCAAAUCAUGGGAAACAAUGAAUCAUUCGAGCCCUAUACCACAAAUAUAUAUACGAGACGCGUUUUGUCUGGUGAAUUUCAGGUAGUCAACCAUCACUUGUUACGAGAUUUAACGGAACUUGACCUAUGGGAUGAUGAUAUGAAAAAUAAAAUAGUUUCAAGCCGCGGAUCCAUUCAAAAUAUUGAAGUUAUCCCUCAAAAUGUGCGCGACUUGUACAAAACAGUAUGGGAAAUAUCAGUGAAGUCCACGAUUAAAAUGGCGGCUGACAGAGGAGCAUUCAUAGAUCAAAGUCAGUCUUUUAAUAUUCACGUGGCGGAGCCAAACUACGGAAAAUUAACUUCAAUACAUUUCUACUCUUGGAAAUCUGGACUCAAAACUGGAAUGUACUAUCUACGCACAAAGCCAGCAGCACAUGCUAUUCAAUUUACAGUAGAUAAAAAUGCAAGUGCUACAAUUAUAAGCAGUCAAAAUGGGUCGAUUAAAGCAGAAGAAAAAAAUGUUGAUACUGAAUUGUAUCGAGAACGUAGAAUGUCAGAAAUGGUUUGUUCACUUGAAAACAAGGAUGCAUGCAUGUCGUGUGGAUCUUAGUUUUAGAUCUGAGGUGGUCGAUGAAAAAUACAUAUAUUUUACACCUUUCUAAUAUUGUUAAAUCAAGCAUUUAUAAAUAAAAUCUAUGGAUUACCCGAAA